ACCACCGACCUUGUUCAACUCCCUUUAUCACUAUUCGGCUAGAAUCAUUUCCUCCUCACUGUCUUUGCAAAGGCCCGUAGUAACAAACCCUUAGAAGACUAAAGAUCAUCUCAAGAGCCUAACCAGCAUGACUGACGUCAUCCGCCGUUUCGUGUCUGGCAACAAAGCGAGAUUUAAAGACAAGCACCUUCACCUUGAGCUAGAUCUAGUAUAUGUGACCGACCAGGUCAUCGUUAUGGGCUACCCCGCCAUCGGGCUGGAGGGACUCUAUCGCAAUCGCCGUGAUGAUGCGAAGAAGUUCCUCGAGCAUCGUCAUGGCAAGAACUACUGGGUGUUCAAUUUCUGCCCCGUCCGCGAGAAUUCGUAUGCGCCGACUGUAUUUGAUGGAAGAGUUAGUCGGUAUCCAUUCCCUGAUCACCACGCACCUCCGCUUGCUGUUCUCCCUCUCGUUGCUCGAGAGAUGCGUGCGUGGUUGGAUGGAUCUCCUGACAGAGUUGCUGUGCUUCACUGCAAAGCUGGCAAGGGCAGAUCUGGCACCCUUGCUUGCUCAUACCUGCUCUCCAUGGACAUCACGCCUCACCCGCCUCGCCUCGAGCGCAGCAACACCACCAAGCAAUGGGCGCAGGUCAAAGUGGAAAAGCUUAUGCAGGUCAUGCCAACCGACGACCCCUCUGGUAGUCAGCCCGCCUCUCCACGCGUGUCCGUCGAGACGCUCUCAAGCGCAGAGGAUCUCACGUCCCCCGCUGAAACCGUCCCUUCCACAAGCACUGUCACGAUUCACGGCGAAGAGCACCCCAAUGGGACGAUAGAUGUCGCGCCCGUCUCCCUGAAGCAUGUGCUCGACCUGCAUACGUCCCGGCGGAUGAAGUCGCCUUCGUCGCCAACGAAGAAGGUCAAACAAGGUGUGAGCAUCCCCAGCCAACGGCGCUGGCUCGGUUACUGGUCGCAGCUGCUCGCGAACCAGGGCCCACAUGGCUUCUGGGAAGUCGACACUAUUAAGCCCAAGCCAAAAGUGCGCCUGACAGAGAUCAAGGUUCGGAUGAAGGACCUCGGCGGGGUUAGGGUCUCACUCGUGCGCGCCGCGAACAUGGUCAUCGACCGGACCAAGUACGGGCGGAGCGGUGGAAGCAAGGGGAACGAGCAGGGACACGUGUGGGUGUCGCUCGCGCGGUACGACGACGUGCUCGCGGAGGAGCUCGAGGCUUGCGAGCGUGCGACACGGCAUGAAAGCGGUAACAUGGGCAAAGUGAGGACGGCGCUGAACGAAGACGGCGAACGCGAGACAUCGAGACAUUUCUUCACGGAUUCGCAGUGGGAUUCGACCAAGAUGGUGCGGAGUUUUGCGCGUAUGGGUGUGAUUGGGAACAACGCGGUGCAGACCGAGAAAGCCGGAGAUGAGUUUCUGACAAAAUACGUUCUACGGCCUCUUUCGGACGAGCGGUGGGUCACCAUCAAGGAGGACAUCCCUCACGCGACCAACGGAGACAGCGGUGUCGUUAAUGACGCAGUGCCCUCUGAGACCAACUCCAUCGCCGACGUGACUCACCCGAGCCAUGAACGCGGCAUCGUGGUGGAUGCACACCGCGAAAUACGCGUCAAAUUCUACAUGGGCCAGGUGUUCAUUGCGUGGCUUUGGUUGAUCCCUGCUUUCCACGUUGAUCUUCCCGCCAUGACGCCCGGAACGGCGAGCACGAUUCUCCUCACCCGCAAAGAUACGGAUUUUCCGGUUGGAAUUGGUUCCGCGCUGUUGGACGUGGAAAUAUCGUUCGAGCGCUGCGCAGAAGAGGAGCCCGAGCAACCUCCGGGCUUCUCACACCCGCACAGCGUCACGACUCCUGCAGGAGAAGCGGAAGGUUACGCGGACGAGCCAACGGGUAUUGCUGCAAACGUAGACUCCAUCGCAACGGACGUGGUCGGAGGGUUUGUCGAAACGACGCAGGCCACCGCAAAUUGAGCGUGCCUAACGACCCCCGGUAGACAGGGGCUAUAUUACCGAAUGAAGCAGGAAUACCAUCAGUUGUGGUUUACGGAUGCAGACUUGUGCAAAUCUAGACUUUCUUUCUAGUUACGCCGACUCUCCUCGCUGAUUUCUCGUCGAAACACCUCACACUCACCACGAAUAUUCGUUAUACUAUUCGAACUUUCUUUCGCGCAACU
Messenger RNA from Coniophora puteana RWD-64-598 SS2, 2157 nucleotides. RefSeq lists its product as uncharacterized. The record is from RefSeq and is a predicted model, not a curated record. Gene Ontology annotation, biological process: phosphatidylinositol dephosphorylation; cell motility; protein dephosphorylation. The transcript is spliced from 6 exons. Gene Ontology annotation, cellular component: cytosol; plasma membrane; nucleus. The coding region runs from base 128 to 1954 and encodes 608 amino acids. NCBI's taxonomy places the organism in Eukaryota, Fungi, Basidiomycota, Agaricomycetes, Boletales, Coniophoraceae. Gene Ontology annotation, molecular function: protein tyrosine phosphatase activity; phosphatidylinositol-3,4,5-trisphosphate 3-phosphatase activity.